UGUGUCUUAUUUAAACCAGAGACUCGACCACAACAAAACAAACUCACCGUUACCAAAAAGAGAGAAAAAACGAAGCGUUUCAUUCAUUCAGUUUCUUUCACCAACCUUCCACGAUGAACCCGCGAACGACGUCGUCAUCGUCGAAGACGAAGAAGAAGCAAACGGCACCAGAGCCGCACCAUACGGCAUGGGGCGGGAGGUACCUCGGCGUGCGGCGGAGGCCGUGGGGACGGUACGCGGCGGAGAUUCGCGACCCUUCCACCAAGGAGCGGCACUGGCUGGGCACCUUCGACACCGCCGACGAGGCCGCACUCGCCUACGACCGAGCCGCACGUGCCAUGCGCGGAUCACGUGCGCGCACCAACUUCGUCUACGCCGACACCACUCCCGGCUCAUCCCUCACCCCCAUCAUCUCCCCCGACCAACAACCCGUCCCUCAACCCGACCCGGUUCUAACCCUGGACCCGUUUUCCCUCCUGGGGUUCCCCUCCGGUUCUUCUUCCUACGAUGAAAAUGCCUCGGCCAACGUGGCAGCUUCCCACUUCAGCCAGCAACCGUUUUUUGCAAAUAACGAUAACAAUAAUUAUUACAAUAAUAACAAUAAUAAUGAGAACAGUGGGAGCACGGUGGAGCUUCCUCCAUUGCCACCGGAUAUUACAAGUUCCAUGGGUUACGUGAUGGAACAGCAGAGUGAUGGAUUUUACUGGGAGGGUGCAAUGUCAACAGUGUCAGAGUCUCAAGUUUUUGAGUUGGGGAGCUCCUCCUACUUCUUCUGAAAGGAAACUAUAAUGAUGCAUGGUGUGUAGUAGAAGAGUUAGUUUGUUGGGUUUAUGUCUGUAUCCCUGUUCUGUGUGCGCCUGUUGUUUUGUUGUUAUUUAAGAGCUGGGUUUGUCUUCCAGAGUGCGUAAUGUAAAUUCUUACGUUGGGUGAGUUUGCACUUGCGACCAAAUGGAGAAUAUAACCAUCAUUUUACGUUACUUUUGUUUUGUUCGGGUGUUUUUCCACAACCACAGACCAACAAAACUUACGUCCUGCAUUUUAGUUACUUGUUUUUUCUUCUCAAAUUCAGAUCUUAACCAUGUAAUAUACUAAUGGAAUUUAUUUCAUUAUAUUAAUCAUUUA
Molecule: messenger RNA, 1122 nt
Organism: Vigna radiata var. radiata (mung bean)
Lineage: Eukaryota; Viridiplantae; Streptophyta; Magnoliopsida; Fabales; Fabaceae
Product: ethylene-responsive transcription factor LEP
Exons: 1
Coding region: 114-776 (220 amino acids)
Biological process (GO): regulation of DNA-templated transcription
Molecular function (GO): DNA-binding transcription factor activity; DNA binding
Source: RefSeq, a predicted model, not a curated record